Messenger RNA from Ustilaginoidea virens, 1200 nucleotides. RefSeq lists its product as uncharacterized. Gene Ontology annotation, cellular component: cytoplasm. Gene Ontology annotation, biological process: G1/S transition of mitotic cell cycle; peptidyl-serine dephosphorylation. The coding region runs from base 1 to 1200 and encodes 399 amino acids. The transcript is spliced from 4 exons. NCBI's taxonomy places the organism in Eukaryota, Fungi, Ascomycota, Sordariomycetes, Hypocreales, Clavicipitaceae. The record is from RefSeq and is a predicted model, not a curated record. Gene Ontology annotation, molecular function: protein serine/threonine phosphatase activity.
AUGGAGCCCGCACCCAUCCCUCGACCUGGCCCCGCCAAUUUGGGUGCCAAUGCCGGCUUGGAUCAGUGGCUCGAAGAGGCCAAGCAGUGCCACUACCUGCCCGAGCGGGCGAUGAAGGAGCUUUGCGAGAAGGUAAAGGAGAUCCUCAUGGAAGAGUCAAACAUUCAACCCGUCUGCACGCCCGUCACCGUGUGCGGAGACAUCCACGGCCAGUUCUACGACCUUUUAGAGUUGUUUCGAAUCGCUGGCGGCAUGCCGGGGGAGAGCCGUGUGGAAGCUCCGAAAACGGCCACGACAGUCAUCACGUCCGACGACAUUGAGCCGCCCACCGAGAUCACGAACCCCAGACUCAAAAAGAAGCUCAGGUCCCCCAUAGGCGGCACCGGCGGCACCGGCAGCGCUGACGAGGAAGCCGACACAUGUCUCCCUGCCGGAUCUCGCCCUGGGUCGUCGCUGUCGGGCCCCAACGUCACCUCGGUUCAGAGUGCGGAGACGAGGUUCAUUUUCCUGGGGGAUUUUGUCGACAGAGGAUAUUUCAGCCUAGAAACCUUUACCUUGCUCAUGUGCCUGAAAGCAAAAUACCCUGACCGCAUCAUUCUGGUCCGCGGCAACCACGAAUCUCGGCAAAUCACGCAAGUCUACGGCUUCUACGAAGAGUGCCAGCAAAAAUAUGGCAACGCGUCCGUCUGGAAGGCCUGCUGCCACGUCUUUGACUUUCUCGUUCUGGCAGCCAUUGUGGACGGAGAAGUGCUCUGUGUGCACGGCGGCCUAAGUCCCGAAAUCAGAACCAUUGACCAAAUCCGCGUCGUUGCCCGUGCCCAGGAGAUUCCCCAUGAGGGAGCGUUUUGCGAUCUGGUGUGGUCGGAUCCCGAAGACAUUGCAACCUGGGCAAUCAGCCCGCGCGGAGCUGGCUGGCUCUUUGGCGACAAGGUCGCCAACGAGUUUAACCACGUGAAUGGCCUGAAACUCAUUGCGCGAGCUCACCAGCUUGUGAAUGAAGGUUACAAGUAUCACUUUGCCGAAGCGUCAGUUGUAACGGUUUGGUCCGCGCCAAACUACUGCUACCGAUGCGGCAACGUUGCUUCCAUCAUGACGGUAGACAAGGACUUGAACACGCGAUUUAGCAUAUUCUCGGCCGUGGCUGAAGAUCAGAGGCAUGUCCCUGUUAGCAGGAGGGCGCCAAGCGAUUAUUUCCUGUAA